Molecule: messenger RNA, 1164 nt
Organism: Hansenula ciferrii
Lineage: Eukaryota; Fungi; Ascomycota; Saccharomycetes; Phaffomycetales; Wickerhamomycetaceae
Gene: TIF5
Product: translation initiation factor eIF5
Exons: 1
Coding region: 1-1164 (387 amino acids)
Biological process (GO): translational initiation; formation of cytoplasmic translation initiation complex; formation of translation preinitiation complex
Cellular component (GO): cytosol
Molecular function (GO): GDP-dissociation inhibitor activity; translation initiation factor activity; eukaryotic initiation factor eIF2 binding
Source: RefSeq, a predicted model, not a curated record
AUGCCUCCUAUCCAAGCUAAAGUUGAAGGUCGUGGUAAUGGUAUUAAAACUGCAAUUCCUAAUUUAAGUGAAGUUGCUCGUGCUUUAGGUAGACCACCAUCAUAUUUAAUUAAAUAUUUUGGUUUUGAAUUAGGUGCUCAAACUUCUAUUAAUGAAUCAACUGAUCGUUAUUUAGUUAAUGGUGUUCAUGAUCAACCAAAAUUGCAAGAUUCUUUAGAUGGAUUCAUUAAUAAAUUUGUCUUGUGUGGUUCUUGUAAAAAUCCAGAAACUGUUAUUAUUAUUACAAAAGAUGGUAAUUUAAUUAGAGAUUGUAAAGCUUGUGGUCAAAGAACUUCAAUUGAUCCACGUUCUAAAUUAGCAACAUAUAUUGAAAAAAAUCCACCUGAAUCUGCUAAAGGUUCUGGUAAAAAGAAAAAAUCUGCUACUGCUUCUGCUAAUGUUGUUGGUGGUGGUAUGUCAAUUUCUGAUAUUGCUUCUGGUAAUAAAAAAACCACUGAACCAAAAGAAGAUGAAGGUGAAAAUUCAGAUGAUGAUGCUUUAACUAGAAAAAUUAAUGCUGAAGCUUCAGCUUUACCAACUGCUCAACCAAUUGAUGAUGAUGAUUGGGCAGUUGAUGUUUCAGAAGAAGCUGUUCGUAAAAGAGCUUUAGAAUUAGAAGCUUUAAAUUUGGAAAAUGGUGGUGAUUCCGCUUUUGAUCAAUUUGGUGAAUGGUUAUUAGAAUUUGGUGAAGAUAAAGAUGAAUUACCAAAUGAUGUUGAAAUUUAUAAAAAAGCUCUUGAAUUAGAAAUUCAUGAAGAUGUUAAUACUGUUCAAGUUUUAGCUCAAACUUUAUUUGAUGAAGAAAUUGUUCAACAAAUUGCUCAACAUAAAGGUUUAUUAACCAAAAUCAUCACUACACCAAAACAUGAAAAAGCUUUCUUAGGUGGAUUAGAAAGAUUUUUAGGUAAAGAUAAACCAGAAUUAUUAUCACAAAUUUCUAAAAUUUUAUUACAAGUUUAUGAAAAUGAUAUUGUUGAUGAAGAAACUAUUAAAGAUUGGGGUUCAAAAGUUUCAAAAAAAUAUGUUUCAAAAGAAAUUUCUAAAAAAGUUAAAAAAGCUGCUAAACCUUUCAUUGAAUGGUUAAAUCAAGCUGAUGAAGAAUCAAGUGAUGAAGAAAGUGAUUAG